Penicillium nucicola is the source of this 2361-nucleotide messenger RNA. Its product is annotated as peptidase family M20/M25/M40 protein. The record is from RefSeq and is a predicted model, not a curated record. Lineage: Eukaryota; Fungi; Ascomycota; Eurotiomycetes; Eurotiales; Aspergillaceae. The transcript has 2 exons. Bases 1 to 2361 code for a protein of 786 amino acids.
AUGGUUCAAGACCCUCAGUCCUUUGGCGAGCGCAGAGGGCAUCGGCUCGCUCCGCUGCAGACCAAUUUUAGCCGACCAACGGCUUCGAAAUCCCAGUCGCGGCUGCAACGGCCGCGGCCGACAGAAUACCCAAGUACCAAUGGCUCAGAAGGCCCAGUCCCGCUUCAAAGUCCGAUCACGGUAAAAAGGCAAACUUCCAAAACAAGUUUGCGCAAUCUUUUUGGCCGCGAGAAAACUUCGCGCGUUCCUGAACCGAAGCUGGACGAAGUCGACGAGUCUCUUCCCGAACCGCAGACGGCUAUUUUGUCUGAGACGCCAAUGUCGCCCUCCUUAAUGAGUCCCCGCACCAUUGACUCGACCCCUACGGUCACCUCCCCAACGACCGCUCAGCGUCCUCGCGCGACAUUGAGGACCGCCCGUCCGAAACCGUUAGAGGAAAGCUUAUCCAAGCAGGACCGAUAUGGUUGGAAACCACCCCCGUUGUUCCAAGCGUACCCUCAAUCCACCAAGCAUGACUCUCUAUCCGCACCUGCGCUCUCCGCCGACUCAAUUUUGCGCCUGCACGCAAUACAGGCGAAAAACUCGACCGAUGAAGGCACCACCAAUGCGCUAGAACAAGACGAGGCUGCCAAUGUGGCGCGCAAGAAGCGCGAGCAAAAAGAAAGGAAGCACCUCCGGACACUUUCUGGGACAAUCAACAAGGUGGAAUGGACGCAAAAGAUUUAUGUGCUCGCGACUGCGGGUUACAUCCUGCAGUAUGCAGGGGAUGGAAAGCACGAUCGCUUGCCGGAGAAAAUGUUGCUGUUGGGUCCUAAUUCUGUCGCAUUUGCCAGUGAUGCCAUUCCGGGGAAACAUUGGGUUCUUCAAGUGUCUCAUAAUCCUUCAUCAGACCCAAACUCCAGCGUGCCCGAGCCUCCUAAACCUCGCUUCUCACGAUUUAGCUUCGCACGCUCUAAUACCCGACGCUUUGCGGGCAGCUUUCUCCUCGUCUUCGAUAACCCGGAUGCGAUGAUCAGUUGGUUGACGGCAGUGAGAGAGGAGAUUGAGAAACGGGGAGGACCGAAGCUCACGCAAGAGAAGCACUCUGAGGACCAGAUUCCCCAAUUGCGAUCUAAGUCGAGUAUCAGACAGAUGGUGAAGAAGGAUCCUCAUCGUAUCUCCAGUCUGUUCCUUCAGCCACAAACGCUUCAAUCUCCCAGUGAGGAGGAUGAUGGGCAGUCUGUCGGUGGCACGACAUGGCAAUCCCGCCGUAGUUCAUACGUAUCAGUCAAUCGCCGAUCCGUCAUUGAAUCUCGAUCUGGGUCAGUAUCGACUAGUCAAACUGAAGCUACGAAUCCUGCGAACGGAUCCGGAGUUUCAUCUGUUUCUGAUCUACGUUCCUCGUCAAUCCCUUGUUCGAAUAUUCCCACCUCGUCGGUGAACGGUGCUUUCAUGUCUGAUGAGCCCCUGCCUGAAGAGGCCGAGCGCCCUCCUACGCGCAGUCCACCGCCUUCGAGUCAUGGAAUUCGACAGUCCGUGUACACGUCUCCAAUUCUUCCGCCGUUGCCCAUAACCGACGUAAUGGAGGACCGACAAGCCCCUUCGCCGCCUGUGCCUGAGAAUCUCAUUCGAGGAUCGGCGCCAAUUACUCAUGCUUCUCCGCCUCUUUCGGGCAACGCGUUCGCUCGUCGGGUUGAUCAGACUGACCCGAAUAUGUCUACAUUCUCUUCCCCGCCGCAGUCUCCAACCUUUAGCAUUGCCAGUUUGCGUCAAACGGAAUCAUCCGAGCCUAGGCGUAUUCUGCGUGUGUCAAACUCAGAAGAUGCAUUGGCAAUGACGGUGCGCUCAAUCCAGAAUAGCUCUAUCUAUUCCCGCAUGCCUCACGCACCACCUCCAACAGGACCACUGCCCGAUCCGACUGCUUCUUCUCGUCCGCCGAGUAUGGUUGGCCGUUCAGGAACUAGUCCUCAGGCUACCAUUGAGCCGCUGGUUCCAACAGCUCCCGCUGCUCCAGCAGACCCAGCGCCGCGUAACAGAGUUUCGACGGUCUAUCCUGAUAAUCACCCUUUGAGCAUGUCUCGCCGCAAGAGUAUGCCAGGUCUAGGAUUAUCAAUUGGACCUGCUGCGCCACCUCCCAACUGUCCCCUUCCUAAGCUUCCUUCCCUUGCAAAUAUCGUUAGCACUGCUGCAGUUCAGUCUCCACAGACGUUGUCCCCUUUGUCCCCGACUUCUCCAAUGGAACGUUUUUACGGAUCCCAGCCAGUGCGAGACCAUGUUGAAGAUCGUCGAGUCAGUGGAAACAAACCUGGGAGUCCCGCAGCUCAAACAAAACCACAUGCGAAAGCUCGGCAUUCGAAACUGGUCAAAGGACCACCAGUAUAA